Molecule: messenger RNA, 3375 nt
Organism: Dreissena polymorpha
Lineage: Eukaryota; Metazoa; Mollusca; Bivalvia; Myida; Dreissenidae
Product: myogenesis-regulating glycosidase-like
Exons: 4
Coding region: 216-2180 (654 amino acids)
Biological process (GO): carbohydrate metabolic process
Molecular function (GO): hydrolase activity, hydrolyzing O-glycosyl compounds
Source: RefSeq, a predicted model, not a curated record
CAACUGUUGAUACUAAGAGAAAGCGUGAUCGAUGGUUUGUCAACGCAUAAACAAUAUAUGUGACCUGAGUAUUACAUUUUAAGCUUCUGUGCAAAAUAUUUUUUAAGAAUAGGUGAUGUUGUACACAAUAACGUUCAACUGUUUGGGUAUACGUUAAAGUUUGCAGUGUUUAAUUUAUAAUCAAAAUAUUAUUGCACAUUAAUUUCAAAUGAACCAUGGACUACGAAGUGCCCUUGUACCGUUUCUUCCUGAUUGCUAUAGUAUUAUCGUUCGCCCUCAGCGGGGCAAGUAGCGACUUCAACCGCAUGCAUGUUAAACUCGAGUAUGACAAAAACUCGAAUACAGUGUACGUGAAAUCGCCAGAGAGCAAACUCUUGUUGAGUGGUCGGCCUUUUGAAACCCGGGUCGACUGUAUAGAAAGCCCUUUAACGUGCAUAAUGCGAUUUUCUGCUGUUCUUGAAGUUAGUGAAGCCAGUGGUGAAUGUGGGAAAAUAAGUCUGAGACCCGUUAAACCAGGUGUUAUAGUAGGUAUAUGUCUGGAUUUGUCCAAAGGGCUGUGGUACGGAGGGAGUGAGCUACAAUAUCAACGAUGGCCCUUUAAGAAUAUCACGUUACCAUGGCAGCCGUACGUUACCAAUGACAUUGUUCCUUUAAACCAGUCGGUAGGAAAUGUCAUAGAGCGGUACUGGCUGAGCUCAAAUGGCGUCGGUGUGUUUAUUCCAGCGACUAGUCCGCUGUAUUUCAAGCAUAUGACUAGCGAGUCUGGGUCCUUUUCUGAAAUGUGUUUUAUUGCUGCUAGCAUGCGCCAUAUGUCCGGAUUUAUGAAAACUGUUGCCCCAGAUCUUGUAUUAAACGUCUGUAAGAUGGUAAAUAUAUUGGAGACGCAUAGGCACAUGAGUAAGGAAUAUUUCGAUUUGCCGAUUGGUCAACCCGACGCCUUGAUGUUUAAAUCCCCUAUAUGGUCAACAUGGGCAAAGUUUAAAGUUGACAUUAACCAAGAUAAGGUACUACAAUACGCCGACGAGAUUAGUAAGCAUGGAUUUUCGCAUUCACAGCUGGAAAUAGACGAUAUGUUCUCGUCAUUUUACGGCGAGUUUGACUUCAGUCCGCACAAAUUCCCUGAUGCCAAAAAUAUGAUUCGCGAGUUAAAAAUGAAAGGGUUUCGAGUAACUGUGUGGGUCACUCCUUUCGCUAAUGUGGAAUCCCUCGCAUUCAGAGAAGGGAUUGUCGGUGGUUAUUGGCUCAAGGACAGCGACGGGAGAGUUCCGGCGCUCGUCCGAUGGUGGCAGGGCGUUGGCGCCAUAUUAGACGUUGAAAACGCUCUUGCGGUGGACUGGUUCGUCAAUCGCCUUGAAAAGAUGAAGAGCGAGUACGGGAUUGACUCUUUCAAGUUUGACGCCGGUGAGACCACAUAUGUACCCUCGUCACACCAGUAUUCAAUCCAAUGGGUCGACCCGAAUGUCUACACGUCGAAGUACGUGGCGGCAGUCAACAGACUAGGGCCAAUGAUCGAGGUUCGGUGUGGCUUCAGAACACAGCGUUUCCCGGUAUUCGUGCGCAUGGGCGACAAGGAGUCGCGUUGGGGCUUUGACAACGGCCUCCGAUCCCUGAUCCCCACCGUACUCACCAUGGGGCUUCUAGGCUACCCCUUCGUCCUGCCCGACAUGGUCGGCGGCAACGGCUACAACUACGAGGCGCCGGCGGCGGGCGGAAACCCUUUUACGACCACUCGGCUGCCCGAGCGCGAACUGUACAUUCGAUGGCUUGAGGUGACCGCCUAUCUUCCCGCAAUGCAAUUCUCAUUCGUCCCAUGGCAGUACGACGAGGAAGUGACCGCGAUAGCCAAAAAGUACGUGCGCAUCCACGAGGAGAUCGUGACACCAAUGGUAUUGCGGGCGGCGAGAGAAGCAGCCACCGAACCAGGCGCACCAAUUAUUCGACCCCUGUGGAUGCUGGACCCCGAGGAUAUCGAUUCCUUGGAGAGCGAGACAGAUUUCCUGGUGGGAGAUACUCUCCUAGUCGCCCCCGUGCUCGAACAUGGGGUUCGGAAACGGGACAUAUACUUACCCAGGGGAACCUGGGAAGACAUGACGAAACUCGAAACGGUGCUGGGGCGAACGUGGUUACGAAACUACGAUGUGCCUAUUGAUCACGUGCCUACGUUUAGACGAAUAUUGUAAAUCUAUCCAAAAAACCUAUAAAAUACAUGUAUUGUAUAGGUCUUUAAUUUAUCGCGGCACGGAUUUGUGUUAUGAAAUCUGUCACGUUGUGAAUUUUGAAUUGGGUAUGCCCACACUGAACUUUGCGUUGGAAGUUAAACAUAUGACUACAUGAAACUCCGAUGAGCCGCUAUAGACAUACCAUCAUAAACUUGUCAUAUUUUAUACAAAACUCCACAUGUAAUUGCACCCCCGUUAUAAUAUGUCCUGUAUUUAUCCUUUGUAACCAUUUUUAGCUUAUGUUGUUACUGAAAAUUUCAAGUCAGUUUGGCUUAUCUACGGAAAGCCUACUACCCGCCACACCUGCCGUAUCCGCGCGAGAAAGAGUUGUAUAAUUUAUGCAAGAGGUUUGAGUUCUCCAACUAUAUUCAUUCACAAAUGGAAACAUUAUGUUAAUAUCGUGUUAAAUGGAAUAUUUUUGAACGGAGCUUACAUAGAAAAGAAUCAAUAAACAAUGUUUGUAUUAUACGUGUCGCGGAAGAAAUUAUUUAUGAAUGAUUAAAAUAGUACACUAUCUGCUGCGUCUUAAUGACGUAGUACAGGUCAUUCAUAAUCCGAGGUUAUUAAUUGAUUCGGGAAAACAACGCAAUAGUAUAAGGUUACGCUUGUUUAUAUUCUCAAUUUAUAAAACGUUAAACAUGAGUUCAACAAUAACUUCAGGGAUACGAUAGACAACACCAAAAAUGCUUCAGAAUCGCUUAACCCGAAUAUAAAAACAAUGAAAUGUAACAAAAAUUAUCUGUUUUGUAAUCUCGUGCAUGCUUCUACAGCGGGGUUAAAUUUGAUAUUUCUGGGAAACGUUAUUUUGUUCUUAAUAGAUAGCGGCGAUCUUUUGUAUUUACGGGUGCUAACAACGCAAUAGUAGAAGGUUAAGCUUGUUUAUAUUGUUCUCAAUUUAUAAAACGUUGAACAUGAGUUCACCAAUUACUAAAGGUAUACUACAGACAACCUCAAAAAUGCUUUAUAAUCGCUAAAACCGAGUAUUUAAAAAAAACACUAAAUAUAACAAGAAAUAUCUUUUAACUAGAAAUGGCGCGGCAGAGGCCGACGCGUAUCCCCACGCCGCAUGUUUGACCCAGGGGCGCCCCAGUAUUGGUAAUGGGGCCAUGCAUAGUUGAGAUUGACCGUAUUGUCAUAAGAAAAGUUCAGUAUCAAU